AUGGCUCGACUAGACAAUCUGCCGUUGGAAAUUACCUACGAGAUCUUAUCUUACCUGGAGAUCCCAUCGCUGCUUUGCUUCGGAGAGACAUCGAAACAGAAUCGGGCAAUCCACCGGACCUUUUUCACCACACUCCACCUAGGCGUCUUCCAUAGUAAAAUAAACAGCCGGAUAGCCUAUAUUUUGGACCAACUACCCCAGCAGACUUCAGCUACUGACAGACACAAGUUGUCCGUGAUUCUGCGACCAUCCAAAACGCGCACAGCAAGCUCGACCAUUUUAGCUCAAAAUAAGAUCGCGUGCCAGGCCAUAUCGCCGUAUACGCAGACUCUGCGGGAUCUGGAACUGACGCUCUGGGACCUGAGCUCGGCCACGGUCAAAAUUUUGUCGCAGAUGACGUAUCUGCGACGGCUGAGCCUGAAACUUGAUCACUCUCACGUGCGGCACGCAGAUCUCGAAAAAGGUUUCUGGGACGUUGCCCCACCGUCAAGAAUGUGGAAUCAUUUGGCUGGGAAAUUCGCUGUCCUGGAGAGCCUCAAUCUAGAGCGUUGCGGAAUCACCGAUUAUCAGCUGAUGCGAAUGAUUGAGCCGUCCCGACGUUUCCGCCAUCUUCAGGUACAAAAGUGCCUGGGACUUGGUGAGGAGUUUUUCGAGUAUCUGGCUGCCCUAGAAAUUGGCAAAAAGUUGGAAACCCUCAUGUUCACGAGAAGUUGGAAGGAAGAGAUUGAUGAGAGAAUUUAUCCGUAUAUAACAAGGUUGGCGAGCCUAAAGACCCUUUCCCUGUACGACUGCCCAAAUAUAGAUUGUGACGACUUGAGAAGUAUGAAUGAUACAAUCUGGCAUAUUCCAGACCUCAUUGCGCCUUGCCGCUCGUACAUUCCGAAUGCACGGUUUAUCGAGGUAGAUCCGGAAUAUGCAUAA
Messenger RNA from Xylona heveae TC161, 921 nucleotides. RefSeq lists its product as hypothetical. Gene Ontology annotation, molecular function: protein binding. The transcript is spliced from 2 exons. The coding region runs from base 1 to 921 and encodes 306 amino acids. The record is from RefSeq and is a predicted model, not a curated record. Lineage: Eukaryota; Fungi; Ascomycota; Xylonomycetes; Xylonales; Xylonaceae.